Molecule: messenger RNA, 2637 nt
Organism: Hemicordylus capensis (graceful crag lizard)
Lineage: Eukaryota; Metazoa; Chordata; Lepidosauria; Squamata; Cordylidae
Gene: FAR2
Product: fatty acyl-CoA reductase 2
Exons: 12
Coding region: 537-2084 (515 amino acids)
Biological process (GO): long-chain fatty-acyl-CoA metabolic process
Cellular component (GO): peroxisome
Molecular function (GO): alcohol-forming very long-chain fatty acyl-CoA reductase (NADP+) activity
Source: RefSeq, a predicted model, not a curated record
UCUUAAGUCUCUGCCCCUUUUGUGGAGGAUCAUCUGCAGGAAAGGGCAAGUUGAGGGUGCAAAGCGGUCCGGUUUUGGUUUCGGAGAUCGGAGUCUUGACUCACCCGCCCUGCAAGCACAGCUGCAAAACGUGGCGGUUGCAUUCAUUGCUUGAAUCUAGCGUGAACUGGGCGCACAGGCAGGCACACAUGGGCAGCAGGAAACGAGACAAGGCGGGACGGGCUUCAGCAGCUUCCACCCCACCUUUUUUCCCUUUUUGCACAGCCAGGAGUCUGCAAACGUGCUCAGUUGCAAGGCGGCGAAAGGAGAAGCAAGGCGAGCCUCGCUUCUUGGCCCACCCCCUUCCACCUCCCUCCAGCCGGAUGUCUGGAACAGCAGAAAGGAGUAGCGUAUUGUUCCAUUUUUAAAAAAAUUUCUUGCUGCCUAGAGCUGGUUUGGGAUCUGGAAGGAAAAACAUUUGGAUACCAGGAACUAUCUGAACCCCUCCCUAAGGUACCUCUACAAAGAAGCUGGAAGGAGGAAAAACUGAAAACAGCAUGUCUUCCAUUGCAGCUUACUACAAUGGGAAAUCAGUACUUGUUACAGGGGCCACGGGUUUUAUGGGCAAAGUACUAAUGGAAAAGCUGCUGCGCUCCAGCCCUGAUGUGAAAGCUGUUUAUAUUCUUGUGCGGCCCAAGGCUGGACAGUCAACGGAAGAGAGAGUUGUAGACUUGGUGAAAUGCAAGAUAUUUGACAGAGUCAGAGAAGAGUGGCCCAAUUUUCAUGAGAAGAUCAAACCAAUCAAUGCUGAACUUACCCAGCCAAACUUGGCCAUCACUCCUGCGGACACUCAGGAGCUCAUAUCUGAGGUCAACAUCGUCUUCCAUUGUGCUGCAACUGUUCGCUUUGAUGAGCCACUCAAGCAUGCCCUUCUGUUGAACGUCAUGGGCACACAGCAGCUCCUUUUGCUCGCCCACCAGAUGCAGAAACUUGAGGCCUUCAUCCACAUUUCAACUGCCUAUGCAAACUGCAACCGGAGAUACAUAGAGGAAAUUAUCUACCCUCCUCCUGUGGAGCCCAGGAAACUCUUUGACCUUGUGGAGUGGAUGGAUGAGUCCCUUAUUCAAGAGAUCACACCCAAACUGAUUGGGGAUUGGCCCAACACCUACACAUUCACCAAAGCCUUGACAGAGUACCUGGUUCAGCAAGAGAAAGGUAACUUAAAUGCUGCCAUCAUUCGACCAUCCAUCGUGGGAGCCAGCUGGCAAGAGCCAUUCCCUGGGUGGAUUGACAAUUUCAAUGGAACAAGUGGUUUUCUUAUUGCGGCUGGAAAGGGUAUUAUACGGACGGUAAAAUGCAAUCUGGAUGCAGUAGCAGAUAUUGUUCCAGUAGAUGUUGCUAUCAAUAUCACCCUUGCUGCUGGCUGGUACACAGCAGUCCACAGGCCCAGUUCAAUGCUGAUUUACAAUUGUACAACAGGUGGCAUCAACCCAUUUUGCUGGGGAGAGAUGGAAUAUCACGUCAUAUCCACAUACAAAAGGAACCCCCUGGAGAAAGCCUUCCGAAUACCUUGUGCUAACAUGACCUCAAACUAUUUGAUGUACCAGUAUUGGACAGCUGUCAGUCACAAGGCCCCAGCCUUUCUCUAUGAUUUGUAUCUGAGGCUAACUGGAAGGAAGCCAAGGAUGAUGAAAAUCUUCAGUCGCUUGGAAAAGAAUAUGACACUUUUAGAAUAUUUUACUAGCCGUACCUGGGAGUGGAAUUCUGACAAUAUGAACAUGUUAAUGAGCCAGCUAAGUCCAAAAGACAAAAAAUUAUUCUGCUUUGAUGUCCGUCAGAUGCAUUGGUCAGAAUACAUAGAAAAUUACUGCUUAGGAACAAAGAAAUAUCUGCUGAAUGAAGACAUGGCUGGAAUUCCUGCAGCAAAGAAACACUUAAGAAAGUUAAGGAACAUUCAGUAUGCAUUCAACACCACCCUUCUCGUGAUCAUCUGGCGCAUUUUCAUUGCAAGGUCACAGAUGGCUCAGAACAUAUGGUACUUCGUGGUGAACCUCUGCUACAAGUUCCUUAACUACUUCAGGGCUUCCAGCACCCUUAGACAUUGAACAUACCUGUCUGAUUAUUGACCACCAUCUCCUGGAAGGACCUCCAUCUCCUCCAAACAACUAUGGGUGUUUGGGCUCAAAAGUAGCAGGGUAUCUUUCAACUGCAGCAGCAUUCAAUGUGCAUUCAACAUGCAUCAUUAUGGGCUCAUUGCUUAUUUUUUACUAAUGCUUUAAUGCACAACUGUCUUCCCUCUCUAGGUCCACCAGGCUGAUUUCAAAGCCAUAAGUGAAGAUUUGAACACGGGUCACUUUGGAACAUUUCCCCCCCUGAUUAAGGGCUGUGGAUUACCAAAGCUGCCAUCUUUCGCCUUCAAUAUAAAGAGCUACCUAUUAUUCCCCACUCCCAUCUUGUUUCUACUUGUGCCCUAAGGAAAACUGGCAAGGUGUAUGUUAAAACAAAUACCUAAGAGACUACUCAGAGUUUUUAUUUUCCCAAGACCCUUUAUAGUUGAAUUGACCAAGUGGAGAUUACAUAUUUUGCUUUUCUAAAUGUGUUCAAGGGUCUCCUCACUCAACGAUGAAAAGGAAAAAAAUGAAAUCCAUGUAAGACUGA